This is a messenger RNA of Talpa occidentalis (Iberian mole), 1229 nucleotides long. RefSeq names its product nuclear receptor subfamily 1 group I member 3 (gene NR1I3). The transcript is spliced from 8 exons. The record is from RefSeq and is a predicted model, not a curated record. Gene Ontology annotation, biological process: positive regulation of transcription by RNA polymerase II; negative regulation of transcription by RNA polymerase II; cell differentiation. Gene Ontology annotation, molecular function: zinc ion binding; nuclear receptor activity; RNA polymerase II cis-regulatory region sequence-specific DNA binding. Lineage: Eukaryota; Metazoa; Chordata; Mammalia; Eulipotyphla; Talpidae. Bases 1 to 1095 code for a protein of 364 amino acids.
AUGGCCAGUAGGGAAGAUGAGCCGAGGAACUGUGUGGUAUGUGGGGACCGAGCCACAGGCUAUCACUUCCAUGCCCUGACUUGUGAGGGCUGCAAGGGUUUCUUCAGACGAACAGUCAACAAAAACACCACUCUCUCUUGCCCCUUUGCUGGAAGCUGUAAGGUCAACAAGGCCCAGAGGCGCCACUGCCCAGCCUGCCGGUUGCAGAAGUGCCUAAAUGCUGGCAUGAAGAAGGAUAUGAUCCUGUCGGCAGAAGCCCUGGCGUUGCGGCGAGCAAAGCAGGCUGAGCGGCGGGCACAACAGGCACCUGUGCAGCUGAGUAAGGAGCAGAAAGCCCUGGUCCAGACUCUCCUGGGGGCCCACACGCGCCACAUGGGCACCAUGUUUGACCAGUUUGUGCAGUUCAGGCCUCCAGCUCAUCUGUUCGUCCAUCAGCAGCCCUUGCACACCCUGGGCCCGGUACUCCCCCUGCUUGCACACUUUGCAGACAUCAACACUUUCAUGGUCAAGCAAGUUAUCAAGUUCACCAAGGACCUGCCCCUCUUCCGGUCCCUGCCCAUAGAGGACCAGAUCUCCCUCCUCAAGGGGGCAGCUGUAGAAAUCUGUCACAUCGCACUCAAUACCACUUUCUGCCUCCAAACUCAGAACUUCCUCUGUGGGCCUCUUCGCUACACGAUAAAAGACGGAGCUCAUGUGUCUCCCACAGCGGGGUUCCAGGAAGAGUUCCUGGAGUUGCUCUUUCGCUUCCAUGGGACACUGCGGCGGCUGCAGCUGCAGGAGCCCGAAUACGUGCUCAUGGCAGCCAUGUCCCUGUUCUCUCCUGCCCCCACCUUGUCCUUCCCACUUCCCUAUCUUACAGACCGACCCGGGGUCACCCGGAGAGAAGAGAUUGAUCAGCUACAGGAGGAGAUGGCCCUGACUCUGCAGAGCUACAUCAGAGGCCAGCCGCCCAGGCCCCGGAACCGGUUUCUGUAUGCGAAACUGUUGGGCCUGCUGGCUGAGCUCCGGAGCAUCAAUAAUGCAUAUGGGUACCAGAUCCAGCACAUCCAGGGGCUGUCUGCUAUGAUGCCACUGCUCCAGGAGAUCUGCAGCUGAGGCCUGACUGUUCAUCCCCAGCCCAUCUGGACACAACAGACUGGAACAGGGAAGAUGCUGGGGCCAGAGGUUGAGACCAGCAGGAAGGGAGCCUGGGGUUGCAAUGAAAAAAAGACUAAAGCAAUAACUGCCUC